AGAUGACUGAGCGUGGUGUAAAUAAACGUGCAGACGCUCAUGGAUCCGGCUGUGACUCAGAUUAUGGGAAGGCAGCAGCUCCAUUUCCUGCGCUGUGUUUGUCUCUGGAUUUCAUAAUCUAGGGAGGAAAAUAUGCUUCUGAAGAAUUCUGAGGGAGGAACCUGACACUGAAAGCUCUUCUGCUGAAAGCCCCCAGGCUUCAGAAGGCUUUUCUCCUGCUCUCUGACGCUGAAGUCAACAGCUUUUCAGGCGCUUGGGUUUUGUUCACAGAGGAAUCAUGAAGACCUGGAAUGUGCUUCUGCUGCUGUUCUGUCUGAGCUCCGCCGCUGGACGUGGACAGGAAGCUGGAGUUUUGCGGUGUGAACCUCAGAGUCUGAAUCUGACCAGCUUUGAACAGACGCUUUGGUUGAAGUGGGAAGACGGCCCAUCAUGCACUUCAGUGACGGACACACUCACCUAUGAGCUGACAGUUCAUGCUGCAGACAAGCAAGUGCAUCAUGAGGAAGCUACUCUGAUGCCGGAGCAGAUGGGGGGGAAUCACAGCUGGACCUGGACAUCUCAUUUGCCCCUGGAGUGUGCCCCCCAGUCAGUCACACUGACAUACUGGUAUAACAACACGAGCUCGCGGGCCAAGCAAACACUCCCUGGAGUACAGUUUUCAAAAGUCGAGCUGUUUCCAAAGGAUAAGGUGUUUAGAGUAGGCAGUGAGGCUACCUUCUGCUGCAUGGUGCCUCCUGGGGACAGCUUCACCAACAUGUCCAUUGAUGAUAAAAGUGGCACUAACAUGGGGAUUGGCAGGAUCAGCAGUCAGGUGUACGCCAUGACGGUCCUCUUCAAAGACGCCCGGGGGAGUUUAAUUGAUGUCACAUGUGAAACAAACAAAACGGACGCUGGAACCGGUACUGUAGUCGACUAUCCACCUGCUGACAGAGACCUUCAAUGUGAAACACGCGAUCUCGCAUCAGCUGAGUGUCAGUGGAGUCUAGGAAGAGAAGAUUACUGGUAUCACCACAAUCCAAUGGAAUACCAUCUGCUGGGAAGGGAAGAGGCUUGUCUGUCCUUCAGCGACGAUCAGCAGCGACAAUCCCAUCAGCAUCAGUUCCAGCUGACCUUUAAAGGACGUUGCUCUCUAAAGUUUCAAGUGGAUGUUGGUGAGACAAACUGGACCUUAACAGCACAAAACAAGCUGGGAAAUGUGACGCUCCACGAUCACGCCGACCUGUCUAAGAGGGUGCGCAUGUUGGCUCCAGAGAACGUCGCUGUUACGAAUGUCAACGCCAGAAAUGCCAGCUUGCAGUGGAGGUGGAGCGUGAGGAGAUACUACCAUCUGAACACAACAUGCCAAAUACACCUGACCUUUGGCAAAAGCAACACUGUAAGUGAAGUCUUUGGACUCGGCCUUAAUCUGACAUUUCUGACUGACUUGAAACCAAACGUUUUCUAUCGAGUGAAGAUGCGAUGUGGAACGGCCCAACAUUUCUGGAAAUGGGGAGACUGGAGUAAAAGUGUCGGCUUCCACACAAAGACUGAUGUUCCAGAAGCUGUGGAUGUGUGGAUGCAGAGGAGCAAAAACAAGACUAUGGUCGUAUGGAAGAUUUGUCUCACUGCUGACAUUUCAGAUGCCAUUGGCCAACCAGAGUCGAGGACAGAUCCUAGACUACACAGUAGCUUUGACAAAGGCCAGUGGGAGGGGUCAACUCAACAGAACCACAGUACCUCACAGCGACCACCGUCUCAUGCUCAGUCUGGACCCUGCGGAGGAAUACAUUGUCAGUAUCAUGGCGAGGAACAUCAAUGGAAGCUCCCCCCCAACAACCAUCACUAUCCCCACUCCAGUCUUACUUUUAAAACGUCUUUAAGCGCAGAUGAAACCCAGGUGAAAACAUCCAGGAUAAGUGGAACCAAGGGAGCGUUUUCCGUGUCCUGGAGGGGGUCUCCUGAGGCCAGCUGUGGUUACAUAGUGGACUGGUAUCCAGUAGAGGACCCGUGGUCUGUGGAUUGGAUGAAGCUCCCUCCCAACCAGACCAGUGCCAACAUAACCUCCAAACACUUGACAGAUGGAUGCAGAUACUUUUUGUCGGUAUACGCCUGCACCCAGGGAUCUCCAGUGCUGGUGGAGAGGAGGGAGGGCUACGCCACAGAGACGAGAAUCCAAGGAAAGCUGUUUCAGUCUUUGAACCAUAAACAGAGGAACCUGGACGUGGAGGUUUCCUGGGACCCCAUCCCACUCAGCCGGCAGACUGCCUACAUACACGGCUACAAUCUCUACUGUCGGAACAGCAACAAGCAUGUGGUUAAUGUGAGCACAGCCGAUCCUGAAGCCACCAGUCUGACUGCAAAAGGGCUGAAAGUGGAUUUGUAUGAGUUCACGGUGACGGCACAGACAGCAGUAGGAGAAUGCUGCAAAGAAACCUUCAGCUUCACUUUAAAUUCUCCAACUGAUAAGAUGACCAUGGCGGUCUUAUUUUCCCUGGGGGCGUUAUUUCUGUUCCUCUUCUUUGUCACAAUCAUCUGCUACAAGCAGUGGAGAUGCAUCAAGCAAAAAGUCUUUCCUCCAAUCCCCAAACCUGUGUUGGUAAACCGGUGGAUGACAUCACCGGUUUUACUUGAAAGUCCGUUUCUGCUCAGCGCUCAGGUUCAUCCCAUAGACAUUCCCCAGCUCUGCAAUGAACCCAAAGCAGCGGAACCGGAGCUUCCCACUCAGGACGGCACACACUGGACUUCAUCACAAAGUCCUGCAGGCUACUGCAACCAGCCUCUUAAAAUCCGCACCGCCUCUCAUCUCAGUGUAGACUCCGCCCCAUUCAGUCUAUCCUCUUCUACCUGUAGAGGUGACCUUCAGAACCCGUCCUAUAACCUGAAGGUUUGGAGCGAGGACCGUAACUCCGGCUCGGAACAGCAGCUUCUGGAUGCUUCAGCUUCCCCAACAAGCUCCGGUCAGUACAAGCCUCAGACCGACAUGGAGGUCUUCAGGCCACACCCACUGAGGGAGGAGUCGCAGGGCUGCAUUCCCUGUGACUCUGAUUACAUUUCGUUACCGCGGUAACAGACCGAAACUCCACUGGAUCAAGUGAACUGACACAGGAAAGGGGACGAGCUGUCACUAUGGCAACAAGCAGGCAUCCAGUGAAAGUAUUCAGUCCCCUUCACGUUCUUUACUCUUUGUUUCAUUGCAGCCAUUUACCAAGAGCGGGAAAAUGAUUUUGUCUUCUGGAUAAUUUACACUGAAUGAAGAAAAACGGUCAGAGGUGUAAACAUGUCAGAGAAAUGGUUGUUUCUUCUGAUGAAUCCACCUCUUCCCUGGAGUCCAGCUGUGUUUAGUCAAACUGACCGGACCCGUUCAGGAAGCCUCUCACCUGUCUGUGGAAGACCUUCCAGCUCGCCGUUCAUGCCCGACCAAUCAGAAUCAGAGGCUGAAAGAACUGCCCCAGGAGCUGUGGCAUUACGGCACAGAUCUGAUCAAGGUUACAACAGAAUCCCUGCACCUUCCUGAGAGCACAGGAACCUCCAGAACCCUCAGGUGAACCGACCAGAACCGGGCCGUCCAGCCAAACUGAGCAAUCAUUGGGAGAAGAGCCUCGGUGAGAGCGGCAAAGAAAAAGAUCAGCUCCAGAGAUCAGUGUGGAGAUGAGAGAAAACAUCCCUGCAGAUCCCAUCGGUCUGAGCUGUAAACCCAUUUCUCUGAUAAGACCUAAGAAUUCCUCCAUGAGUUUUACUGAAGUCUUAAGAUGUUGAUGUUUGAUUAGGACUGAAGAGACUGUAAGAAAUACAAAGAUGUCUUUUAUUUUGAAAAGAUUUAUUGAGUUCACAAACGUAGAGUUUUAAAAGUACUCUUAAAAGUCAAACUACAAAUAGUUUUAAAUCAACUUAGUGUAGCCACAACACAAUUCAGUCAAAUCGUCAACAUUUACACAAUAAACUGGCCUCUGAAAAACUUCAGAGUUUUGGGGAGUUAUGAUGGAUCCCCCCAUUCACCCCCACCCCCUCUGCACAACCACAGACUACAGCAUUCUGCAUAACUGCAAUGAUACAAAAAUAACAACUGAUAUAUUUUACAUAAAAACAGGAA
Molecule: messenger RNA, 4069 nt
Organism: Oryzias latipes (Japanese medaka)
Lineage: Eukaryota; Metazoa; Chordata; Actinopteri; Beloniformes; Adrianichthyidae
Product: oncostatin-M-specific receptor subunit beta
Cellular component (GO): membrane
Molecular function (GO): protein binding; cytokine receptor activity
Source: RefSeq, a predicted model, not a curated record